AUGCGCCCGGGCCGGCGAGCGGCGGCUCCGUGGCGGGGCCGGCGCAUGCGCGGGGGAGGGGCCGCGCCGGGGGGGGGCGGAGCGUCGGUGACGUCAGCGGAAGCGCGAGCAGCCGGCCGGCGGGCUCUCCGUGCGGCGGGCUCUCCGUGCGGCGGCCGCCCCGCUUAUGGCCGCUCGGCCGCCGGGCUGAGGCGUGGGCGGGCCGGGCACGGGCGGAGCGCGGGCUCCGCGGCUUCCGCGCCACCUUCCCCCGAGCGGCCCGCCGCGGGGGGCCGCAUGAGCCAGGGGGCGAUGCCCCAGCCGGAGGGCUGGCGCCCGGACAGACCCGCGCUGGACCCGGAGAGGGCUGCGUUCGGCCGGGGGCGGGCGGCGCCGGCCCCCGAGCCCCCGGGACCCGGAGGCCCCCGGCCCUUGGCGGCCACGGCGCUGGCGGCGGAGCAUGAGGAGGACAUGUAUCGUGCUGCAGAUGAAAUAGAAAAGGAAAAAGAAUUACUUAUUCAUGAGCGGGAGUCAUCUGAACACAAAUUAAGUGUGGCACCAGAAAUGGAUAUCAUGGACUAUUGUAAAAAAGAGUGGAGAGGAAAUACACAAAAGGCAAAAUGUAUGAAAAAGGGCUAUGAAGAAGUUUCUAAGAAAUUUACCUCUAUAAGGAGAGUCCGAGGAGACAACUAUUGUGCCCUCAGGGCAACUCUCUUCCAGGCAAUGAGUCAAGCCACUGAGCUCCCGACCUGGCUUCAGGAUCAGGAUAUAGUGAAGUUACCAGAAAAGCUCAUCAGGAGAUACAGCUGGAUCAAGCAUUGGGAACUUGGCCUCAAACUUGCUGGGAAGGGAGAGGACCUGAGUGACAAAAUUCAAGAAUCUCUAGCUCUAUUAAGGAGGAAGUGGGCCAGUCUGGCUGAAAUGAAAAUCACGGAAGAGAAGCAAGCCGCUUGUGAUGAACUGUUUGGAAACGAGGAGGAAGAAUACAGCCUCUAUGAAGCUGUGAAAUUUCUAAUGCUGAACACAGCUAUCGAACUCUAUGAUCAUAAAGAAAAGGGAAAGGAAGUACCAUUUUUCUCUGUGCUUCUGUUUGCUCGAGACACAUCCAGUGAUCCUGGUCAGUUACUGAGGAAUCAUUUGAAUCAAGUUGGGCGCACUGGUGGCCUUGAGCAAGUUGAAAUGUUUCUCCUGGCCUAUGCUGUGUGCCACACCAUCCAAGUGUAUCGGCUAUCCAAGUACAGCACCGAAGAAUUCAUCACCCUAUAUCCGACAGAGCCCCAGCAGGGCUGGCCCAUGGUGACUCUGAUAGCCGAGGAUGAUCGGCAUUACAACAUCCCCGUCAGAGUGUGUGAGGAGACCAGCUUGUGAAUGCGAGUGGCCCUUCUUCUGAGCUCUGGGGGCUGGGGCUGAAAUGACAGGUCUCUGUCAUCCCUAAGCCCGAGGGACCAUGCAACGAUUUAUGAGAGACCGCCCCCCCCACCGUAUAUGGAAUCUGAAUUUAGAUUCCACAAAAGACUACCUUUGACCCAUCCAGGAAGUGGGUCCAUUGAGCAAAGUCUUUUCCUGGGUGAUGGGUCACAUUAAGAGGCCUACACAGAGGUUGUAAAAGUCCAUGCCUCUAAUAGCAGAAUACCUCUGGAUUGGAGACACCAUUCACAAGGGGACGUAUUGUCAAAGCCAAACCACCUUUCAGUGAGAAACUGGCAUUGAUUCUUUUAGGAAGGGAUUCGGGCAGUGUUUUCAGCAGUGAUGGGUCUCUGUGAUGGUCUUCCUAUGCAGUGUGCCCGAGUAUUGGGGCUCUGGAAGUGAAUUUGGUAACACCACUUGCUUCUUGGCACUCUUGCCCCAUUGCUACGGCGGGACAAGGAUAUGGAAGUUUGCCUCUGUUGGUUUUUGGUUUUUUGUUCUUUUUUAAUGUUUGAAAUAAAAUAUACUUGAGAGGAUUCUAAUUGGGUAAUCGGGAGAUUAGAACACAUUGGAGGGACGUGGAGUGGCUACCCGGAGGCACAGUGAGGCCUGGCAAAGGGGCACAGAGCCUAUCCACUCAGAUCACCCUGAAAGGAGCAGGUAGACCUCUAGGAGAGAGUUGGUCCUCUCUACGUCUGGAAGGUCACACUGUCAGUCCAGGUAACAUCAGGUGGCUGUAGUUGGAGUGCAGGUUGCUGUAGUUGGAGUGCCAGGAUUUUAGUCUGAGGCUUCACUGCACAAGGGGUGGGUGGGAGCUUUAAGAUUUCUAGGCCCACUGUCCGUAAAUAACAAUAUUUACUCUUUUUUUUAAUGAUAUUUAAGUAACAGCAGGCAAACGUAUCCUAAGGUUGCCAAGGUUGUUGAUUAAGUAGGUUCCUCUAAUAUUUUAAUUUGGGCUGAAGCAUGGUGUAUUAAUUCUAAGAACAAGAAUGACAAAUAUUUAAUAAAUUGCAAAAGUACAAUAACCUAAUUAAUUUGGGAUUUGGAAUAAUUUGAACUCUCAGGCGCUUACCAUGUGGGGUGCUUUGAGAAAAGCGAUUGAGUUAUAUAGGCUGAAGGGACUGGCUGUCAGGCCCCUAACUCCUGGCAGAGAAGCCCGUUGGGAGCUGGGCCGCUGCCCACUAGUCAUUGAGAAAGAGAGGAGGCUAACAGUUCCGAAGGACCCACUGACCGGAGCCUUUAUGCCAGCGUCCAUCCCCUCAAAUUCUACGGGUACCUUUCCAGUUGCAUCUGACUGCAUUGCAGAUGUCAGGACUAGAUCUAUCAUUACUCAUUUCUCAGCACCUGGUACACAAUUGUGAUUAGAACACGGGGAGUGGCCCACAAGCCAAAGGAGGGAUAAGAAUAAAAGUUUGUUCAGGUGACUUUUUUCUUUUUCAGCUGAGCACUUUUAUUUCACUCUUGCUAACACACCUCUCUGAGUCUGAGUGGAAGGGCACCAGUAGCUCUGCUCAACCAGGGAGUUUUUGUGACGCCUUAGAGCGGUGUUCUCCAGGACCAUUUCCUCCAGGCAGCGAGUGGCAUCUAGCAGCUUCUCAAGGUAGUGUGAUUCUAAACCUUGGCAUGUGCUUCUCUGGGACCCAAGUGCCCCAUCCUGAAAUUGGACUAAGAGGGUUUAAGGGCAGGAACUAUCUGCUGUGCUCUUUUGUGUCAUGGUUAGUGUCCAAGAUGCUUAGAAUUCAUGUGAAAAAUAUUUCAUACCAUACUUCUCUCCAAAUCCAGGGCGGAAUCGAGUCCAUUGUCCACAUCUGUUUAGCUAUUCACCCAAGUGCUUAAUACAGUGCUUUGCACACAUUAAGCACUCAAUAAAUAUUGAAUGAAUUAAUCCAAACUCCUGCAAACUUCACCUGUCACUUCAUCAUCCAGUGAGCACGCGAUUAUAACUUUUGAUUGAGUCACCGUCUGAGAUAAGUGGAAGAACACAUUGCAGGAACCUCAGUUAGGUGAAAAGUGAUUCCGUGAAAUAUUGCUAAUCGGCAAAGAUUUCCAAAAAUGGAUUUUUAUGCCAAAAUGUAUAUUUCUUGAUUGUCCAUAUUUUUCAUUUUAUUUGUCACUAAUAGUCGAGGAAGUUCAUAUUUCGAGGAAGUGUUUUGAAUGGUUCAGUGAUAAUCAGUUUUGAAAAAACUGGAUGUCGAUCAAAGAGGACUCAGGAGGAUUACAGUGAACUUUAAAGUGUUGAUGCUGUUCUGGAAGAGGAGCAGAUGAUAGGAACAACAAACCCACAGAGUACAGAAUUCCAGCGCUAAUAGGAAUCAGGGAUUCUAGUCUUGGUUAAUCAACUACAGAAUUUGCCUAAGGAAAAGAUGUUACAUGAGUUAGGGUGCAGCCUGUCUGCUAUUUAGGGGAAAAUUGCACUUAAGUCUGAAAACCUCAUGGCUUCUUUGUAGCCUCCAGUGAGUAGACAGCAAUACAAAAGCUACGCUUCCAGAUUCUUUGUUUUUCUUCCUACCAUAUGUAUUUUUUCUGUACAAGCAGUGACUGUUUACUGAUCCAUAGAAAACAGAUUCCAGAGUUUGGAUGAAAGAGAGGACAGGACUCUUCAAAGGUGAGUAAAGCCUCAUUACCAUAGGUGUCCCCCUCUGGUUCCAGGAAGACUUUAUGGGUUGAAGUCAUCUUUUCAUCUUCUUUCUCACGGUUGUCGUGAAUGCAACACUGGGAUUUCUUCAGCUCGCUGUGUUCUCUGCCAAGAAGAAAAACUGGGAGGAAAUAUGAUGGGUUGCAAAAGACCAAUGGGUUCUUUAAAGGAGGGUCAUGGGACUCUCCAGCAGGCAAAUGUUGGACCAGUGAGAUUAUGUAGAGUCAUGCACCAUGGAGAAGUAAAGGGUACAGGGCACUAACUCCUUCAUGAUCCUAAUCUUGGUUUCUCAAAGACUCGGGCAUGAUAGAUGUUGAACAGGAAUGAAGUUCAUGCCAGAGAGAACUGACAUUGAUUCGCAUUUGGUUAUGUGAAAAUUAUGGUGGUUUGAAAAUGUUUUAAAGGCACUCAACUGACCUAUCUUGAUUUUUACCUGUGCCUCUGUGGGGACCUUUGUUACAUAUUCAGGUUAUUAGACUGAGUCAGCAUUUUUGUAUUCAGACAAGGUGAAGAUAAUGUUUCCUUUGUCUCCUUUAAGAUGUUUUUAUCUUGGUCUGUGAACUCAUUUUAGUGUAACAGGUGCAACCUCAGGUCAGUUCAGAGACUCAUUUUACUGUGGAACUGGACCAUGUCAGGCUACCAUGAGCUGCCUACUUCCUUUAAGGGCUUUGUGGUCUCCCACAGGGGAAAGGUGCUAUUUUGCAAUCUUAAAAUCCAGUAGCUAGAAUUUUUAUGGAAGUUUUCAGUGAAGUCCUUCAUUUUGUUUUUAUUGAAACCCUAAGGUCAUCUUGAACAAAAACUGUGUAUUCAGGCAUUUCACAAAGAUCCGCGUUGUCUUUUCUGGUGUAAGGAUUGUUUUUCACAAGACAGUUACUGAAUUUGCACGUCUCUUGCCUGUUCCCAUUUGAAAUCCUGGAAACAUUUUGAGAAACACAAACCACAGGGAAAUCUUAAAUAUACCUGUAAAUAAAAGCCAAACCGUCCUUUGAGAAUCUG
Messenger RNA from Ornithorhynchus anatinus (platypus), 5017 nucleotides. It is a transcript of the gene OTULIN, whose product is annotated as OTU deubiquitinase with linear linkage specificity. Gene Ontology annotation, biological process: protein linear deubiquitination. The transcript is spliced from 7 exons. Bases 1 to 1347 code for a protein of 448 amino acids. Gene Ontology annotation, molecular function: cysteine-type deubiquitinase activity. The record is from RefSeq and is a predicted model, not a curated record. Lineage: Eukaryota; Metazoa; Chordata; Mammalia; Monotremata; Ornithorhynchidae.